GCUAGUGCAACAUCUCUGUUUCUGGUUGAGAUUUGAGUCACUGAACGCCUUCCGACAGAGACAAAACAUGUCACGUACGUAACGGUUUGAAUUAACUGUUCAUUUCACAAGUUGUGGAUCACCUGCUAUAUGAUUCCCGUCGUGUUGUUGGCCAACAACCCAGAAAGAUGCCACAGAAAACACUGGGAUCCAUUGUAGGUCUGCUUUGCACCGGGACCUGUUUGGUACAGGGUAAGGAGUUCUGUUUUGGAGUGAACAAUGAGCAAUACCGGUGUGAGAUGGGGUACUGCUGCGGUGAGACGGAGUGCUGCACCUACUACUACGAGCUGUGGUGGUUCUGGCUGGUGUGGACCCUCAUCAUAAUGCUGAGUUGCUGCUGUGCCUACCGUCACCGCCGGGUCAAGAUGCGGCUGCAGCAGGAGCAGCGCCAGCGCGAAAUCAGCCUUAUGGCCUACCAGGGUGCUUCUAGCUCCUUCAUUUCCCCUCCACCCCUCAACCUGAGGUUCUGGACAGACUGCAAGCUUCCUGACUAUGAAGAGGUGGUGGGUCAUCCCCCGACUCCCCCUCCGCCUUACUCCGAGAUUCCCCCAGAGACCACCACUGCCAUCAUGCUGCCCUCCAUCCAAUCAGAAGUGGUCUUGAUGCUGGAGCCCUCAACAGAGGACGCGCCAAGAGAGGAGCAGACCGCCAAUUCGUCAUCAGACCAAGAAGCCGCGUCUGUGCCCAGCCAAUCAGAGCGACCAGUGGAGGUGGACCUUGAAGGCCCAUUGGAGGAGCUGCUGACCCGGCGCAGGCACGUGACAGGCGACUCAGGGAUUGAGGUGUGUGUUUGCCAACUAGAUGAGGGCUCUGGGCCGGAGGAGGACGAGGAGCUGGUGUGUCAGGGGGCCACGGGGGACUGCUGCUCUGCCUCUGAUCACCACCACACCCUCAGACACAAAGCGAGAACCCCUGAGCCCCAACCCCAGGGUCAGACCACCAGCACCGGAGACCGCCUGGUCUGAGCUCCACCACCUACCAUCCCAGAGGCUGCUGUUGCUGCCCGAUCUGUGCUUUAGGGAGGGAGACCCAGGAGAGCUCUUGUCAUUGUCAUCAUAACAAUAACUCCGACACCACCAGCAAAUGAAAUGCCCCACAAUAACUCACCGAAUUAACCAGGUUGUCCUGUUGUUUAACAUCCUUCUCAGUUAUGAUCCAUAUAAUGAAGAUGACAAAAAGAAAAGCUCUUAUUUGAGAAAUAUGAUUUUUUUCAUGUGGCUAAUGGCUUAAUUGUUUAAUACCCAGGGUCCCUCUGCUUUGUUUAGUUCUUAACAUGGGGAUGAUGAGGAAGAAUGUUAAGUCUUCCUGGAUGGGGGAGGGGCUAAAACCUCUAGAGACCACCAGGUGGUAAGAAGAGGUGUUGACGCUGGCACAGAAUUGACUAAAUCUACCCACCCCCACUGUCUGGCCUGGACAUUUUCUUCUGAUCCUUCUAACAUUUCACCUACGUGGGGACAGGACAGUAUACCGCAACAGUCACCAACCCACAGGCCUCUAGGCCCCAGCACAUAAGGGUCAAAACAGGAAAAUAAUGCUUCAAGACCCAAUCCUGACCUGAGGGGACUGAACAAGGUGUGACAAAAGGAACUUGUUUUGUUUUUGUAAGGCUGUGUACUGUGUAAUCUAGGAGACAGCUGCAAAGUGAUGUCACCCCCGAGUCAUCUUAGCCUGUGCCUGGUUUCUUCGUGGAGUGACGGCAGGGCUAUCUAGAGAAGAGGCUGGGAAGGGGAAGUGAAGCUGUGCCUGUCUCUUAUAGGCUCUCCAUCUCUGGACUGUGUCCCAGUAACAUCAGACUCCUCCCCCUGAAUCCCCCCCGCUUCCCAUCCCUCGUGACUCCACCAGUUCUCCGGUCAACACUGGGCCAGACUGAAAUGUAUUGAAUGGACUGGAACAGACAUUUUGAUGUGUGGCCAAGUUCUCUCUGUGGCCAAGUGAACUCAAGACUGUAAGCUGUGACAUUAUCCCAUCGCUGUGCCUGCAACUUGGUGUCUAUAAAAAGCCUUGCGGUGGUCGACUGUGUGUCCCCCAGCCCGGCAGUGAUAUUACCAGGGAUACUGAAGGUUCAGCUCUCUAGUACUUUGCUCCUUUAUCAUUGUCUUGUCAUUGUAUUACUUCUCUCUAAAACCAGCUUUGGCUGAGGCCACUAUUACCCACAUUAAUAGCAACACAGCUCUACCAAGGUGCUGCUGUGGGUGUAUUGUGUGUUUUAUAGGAUGUGUAGAGGAGGAGUCUUAUUUAGGGUAGCCACAAAGUGCCCUGGCCCCUGGUGUAAUGCACUCAACUCACCAGGCUUUAGACCACUUUUAUAAACAAUGCACUAGGAUAUUGCAUGGAAGGCAUGAGUCAUUUGUUUUUGUCUGUGUGUAGGUAGUGUGUUCUGAUUUGUUGUGUCUGCAACAUAUAGCGACACACUCCUAGGCCAUUGGCCCCAAGCUGGCACUGAUGAAUCGGCGGUUGCUGUUUUGAUCCAGCCAGAGCCUGAUAGUGACGCAGCUUCACCACGAGUCUCCUGGUCGUGUGGGGCUCGGACUGAGUGAACCAAGGUUUUAAGUAUAGACACCCUGUACCUAGUUUCAUCAUGUUAUGACUGCACUGGGCCUGCAGUGUGCUGUUGCGUACACCCUUGGCUUGCGGUGGUGUGAACCCUGUAGGAGCAAUGCUAGAGAUUUGUGGUGGUGUUUUCCAUUCAGUGGGGGUGGCUUUGCUGUGUGUGUAGUGUUAGCAUAGCUGCACACAGAUAAACUGCAUGUACCUCAGUGUUGUGCGUCGCUUGCCGACGCGGAGUUGUAGAAUCGGGUGUGGAGUGCAUGUGAUCUUACUGUGCAGUUCCACCUUGAAGAAGAAGCAAGGGGGGGGGUUAAAUGGCAGUGAUGUUUUAUUAUUUAGGGUAUUGAUUUGCCUUCAUACAGCACUGAUCAAUUAGGUUAUGGACUGAUGCACUGUUUAUUAACAUCUAAUGAAAAAGGAAAUUGACACAGAUUUAUUCUGAAUAUCUAUCCAUAAAUAUGUAGGAUCUUAAUUUGAUCACUCUGUUGCAGGAGAACUUUCCUGCAAUUCAGGACAUGUAAAACAUUUGUUGCAUUUGCGAUUUUAAAAUUCAAAAGGCACUCAAACAUGUGAGUUGUCUUUGUUGCAGGUGCAUGGUAACAGUUGAGGAACAAUAAGAAACCUGCACACUGCUCUGGCUAAUAUCACUGCUCUUUGUUAAGCUUUAUGUAUCAGCCUUAAGGCCUUCUUUUGUACUAUAAACUUUAAUAGAAUACUUAUGAAAUGCACAUUGUUAUAUUUGGUGACACGUUUAUCUUCCCUCGACUCCAACCCCAUUCGAUGCAUCGUACUGGGUGGAGUGGAGCAAUGUCUACAGAAGGGUGCAAAUUAAAAAUAGAAAAGCUCUGGGGGAAAAUUGCCUUGAGGCAGAUACGUAAAGCUUAAUAAAGAGCAGUGGUACUUUUUGUUUUUCCCUCUCGUGUAUUUGAGACUUAAAAAGGAUUCUGCAGUUCUGUCAUUUUCACUUUGAAAUUUCAGACAUGAUUGUAUCAACCCCUACAAAAAUGUCCAUGAAUUAUAUUUUCACAUUUCCUGUUGCUGCAUGAUUAUUUUCCUGCUGUAGCAAACUGGCUCAAAUGUAAGUUCCUACAUCUAAGUUGUCUAUGUCUUCAACAGUGUGAAGCCUUGAUGCUGUAGAAGUAACGUUUUAAAAGUCGUAGUGCAUAGUCAUGCACACACACUCCUGUUCUCAUUCUCACAUUAGGACAUGUUUUUGAUAAGACACCUUAAGCUGCCUUGGUAGGUUGCUAGGGAACAGACAUGAGGAUCGAGCUGCAGAAGGCCUAUGAACAGACUCCGUUUAGAGGUCAUUCUGAGGCAUAGGGAAAUGCCUUACUACAGUCAGUUGAAGUUGGGUACAGGUAGACUAGAUGUGUUUUAGGCUUCUGUAUUUGAUGAGUAGGUGGUUAUAUUUCAGACCUAUGCUUUUUGAAGAUGGAAAAAAUGUUUGCGUAUUUUUUUUGUUCUUAGGUACCCCUAUUUUGCUUAGAUUAAAAAAAAAAGUUUAGUUAAAGGAUAUGAUGGACAUUAGUUUGAUAUUUGAACUGACCUGAAAGCAUGUUGAAUUAGUAAAUGGGAGAAAAAAAAUGUACAUGAAUGCUUGUUUUGUUUUCUUGUGAUUCAUGUUUUUUUUAAUGUUUGGGGAAAAUCUCCCAACUACAAAUGUAGAGGCUAAAGUGCAUUCAUUUUGAUGCAGUAUAGAUGAAGGUCAUGGAAAUUGAAAAGGUGUUUUCUUGUUUUUGAAAUGAGGAUAAUGGGGACCCAUGGAUUCAGUCCCAUUGCUUACUGGGCAAGAUUAUUGCCAAACAAACUUUGGCUUUCACGUGUUUACCUAGAUAAAGGGCUAUCAGUCAAUCAUGGACAAACAUCCUUCCAUUCAUCUGUUCUGUAAUUUUCCGCUUUGCCUACAGUUGCAGACAUGGUAAUAUCUGAACAUAAUUGUUUGGACAUCUUUUCUGUAGUAAAUAAUAGGCUAUUUGUAAAAAUAAAUAAUAAUAAUAAUAAAUAAUAAUUCUAUUGAUCUUUUCUUUUGGUUUCAAUGUUCAGAAGCUUGUAUCUCUCUCUCCCUCUUUUCCUCUCAAGCCCCCCACUUGGUCCACAUGGCCUCUCUGGUAUACCAGCAAAGAGGGCACAAGCUAGGUUCAGUGGCAGGUUGGGUAUAUGGUCCCUGGUGAGGUAACUAUCCCCAGGUGUGAUGAUUUUGGGGGGGGGGUGGCUUGAGUCAUGGCUCGUUGCAUAAACCUCUGAAUCACGAGGAACCCCUCCCCCUCCAGGGGGCCCAAACAUGGUCACAGCGAGUGCGUGGCAACCCUCACCAAUGUUGGUCUUUUUUGAGGCAGGGUUCUUGCCCACGCAUGUACUGCAGGCACAGUGCACAAUUUUAUAUUUUGAGAUUGUUUGCCAGUACCAAACAAUUACUGUACUCAAACCCACAUGGGACGUCUCACUUACAUAUGCAUACUGUCCUAUUGUCAUGAAUAGCAAACAUGCUGUUUUUUAUGGACAUCUGUAUUUGACACUGAUCAGAAAUCUACUAUUGGCACCAGUGCCAUCAGUUGUCAGCUCAAGUUUAAUUUACCUUGCUCACUAGGCCAAAGCUCUGUCAUUGUAGUAUAUCAUCCUCCUUUCACCCGAAGUGUUCCUCUUCAUUUCAGCGACACACGCCUCUGUAAUAUACUGUACCUGACUAGGCUAUGCAAAAACAUAAACCCACUGAUGUAUGCUGCAAUAACUCCUGUCUGUAGUUGCCAGUACAAGCAAUAUUUCUGUCACACUGCACCUCAGUUGGUAUGUGUAAUGUCUUUGUUUAAAAAAUAUAUAUAUAUAUAUAUAUAACAAAAAUUCAUGGUUAUUAUUGCUACUAUGUCAUUUGUGUGUAUGCUUUAAAAGUAAAUGUGUAUCUUCAUGUUACCUCUUGGUGUGUGGGGAGGGGAGAAAAGAUGAAGCCAUUCUAGUAAAUUCUUCACCUUUCUGUUCAUCUUUAGUGACAUAGUGGAUAGAAUGUUUUGCUCUCAUUCUAAUUUGUUAAGUAUAUUACUCUUGCUUUUAUUAUUAUGGGGGGGGGGUACAUCUGUUUUGGUUGUUAAAGUCGUGUUUUGAAUGCUUUUUGUGGGAUUAAUGCCAUUUAAUCUUUCCUCAGACUAACAUUUAUUCUGUUUGCUCUGUGGGUACUUUUGCCACUGGUCCAUCCCUUGUGUGUUGCCCUGUCGUGGCGCAUUGGGUGUCUUUGUAAACCGUAGCACGUCUGUCUGUUUUUAGUAUUCGAGGCAUUUUCAAUGACUAAAUAGUAAUAAGGUCUUGCCUUUUUCUCCUCGAUUGCCCAACCUUUUGAUAUAGAUAGCGACCGGUAUAAAGUAUGGAAGUCAAUAUAACCCAAUGCUAGAUGGCAGAGUGACGACACCUCAGCUAGCCCAGAAGCGUUUUCAUUUUUACAUGGUCUCACUUAGGGGUGGGUUGCACUUGAAUUAUACAACACUAAGGCAACAAUGUACUCUCCCCAUAAUCUACAAUGCUCUGUUACCCACUUGUAACCCAGACGUUUCUUGCAUUUCUCCCUCAACCAUAGUUGGAUAAUGUCAAGCGGAUGUUGAUUCGCGUGGGAAGACUUUUCCAAAACAGCACAAAUACCCUCGCUUGAAAAGGAAGCGGUUGUCCAGAAGCGCAUACCCCUUUCAUUAUCACCUAGAACAAGCCAAACAAAUAGGGGAACGCACUGAAAUGUGUGGUACAUUUGAAUGCUUUGGUUUAGUGGGGGUCUGCUAUGUACUCUAGGGGUCAUUUAUUUUAUUUUUUAUAAUAAAACAAACCUUGGCACUCAA
Oncorhynchus nerka (sockeye salmon) is the source of this 6404-nucleotide messenger RNA. RefSeq names its product WW domain-binding protein 1-like. The record is from RefSeq and is a predicted model, not a curated record. The transcript has 4 exons. Bases 168 to 1004 code for a protein of 278 amino acids. NCBI's taxonomy places the organism in Eukaryota, Metazoa, Chordata, Actinopteri, Salmoniformes, Salmonidae.